This is a messenger RNA of Bactrocera tryoni, 775 nucleotides long. RefSeq lists its product as uncharacterized. The coding region runs from base 81 to 674 and encodes 197 amino acids. The transcript has 3 exons. The record is from RefSeq and is a predicted model, not a curated record. NCBI's taxonomy places the organism in Eukaryota, Metazoa, Arthropoda, Insecta, Diptera, Tephritidae.
CAAUAAGCGAUAUUUGUAAUGAAAAUGUAAAUCGUUCAGUUCUAAGUGAAUUAGAAACCAAUUCUAGGGUCAUAACACCGAUGGAAAUAUCUCCGGUUCCUAUAAAAAAAACGAAGCCUUCCAAUCGUGGCAGGCCAGCAGGAAAGUCCACGUUAAUAACAACUUCGCCUUAUAAAAAAUCUUUACAAAUUUCGUUGGAGAAAGCAUCGGAAAAAGAAUCUCUGAGAAAAACCAACAGACGACAGGAUAUUGAUUCGAAUGAACCCAGCUCUUCCAAGGGAAUUAUCAAAAAACUAAAUUUUGCAAAAGAAAAGUGUACAGAACCCAAAAAACACCAAGAUAAUCCUAGUCAACCCAGCACUUCCAAAGCACUUAUGAAAUCAAUAAAUUCAGCAAGAGAAAAAUGUUCAGGAAAAAGGAAGAAAACAAAUUCCUCAUCCUCUUCGGACUUGGAUGACAAUUACAGAGUCCGGGACGAAUCUGACGGUGAAAUUUUAGAAUUUGUAAACGCCGGUGAGAAAGAGGAUUCGAAAUGCCUAUAUUUCUCUACGUUUUAUUCGGAAGAUCGGUCUGGUGAAAUAUGGGUUCAAUGUGUCUCUUGCAAAAAUUGGAGCCAUGAGGAAUGUGCUGGUUGUGAACAAGAUCUCUUUAUAUGCGACAUGUGUACACAAUAAUCACUUCGGCUAAUAUGGACUACCUGGUCCAUAUUACCCCCCAAUAUUUUUUUUUCGCGUUUCUGGGUAUUUUUACGUUUUUUUAGUUUAUAAUAUAUUUU